Messenger RNA from Verruconis gallopava, 904 nucleotides. Its product is annotated as ATP synthase subunit delta, mitochondrial. Gene Ontology annotation, biological process: proton motive force-driven ATP synthesis. The transcript is spliced from 4 exons. The record is from RefSeq and is a predicted model, not a curated record. The coding region runs from base 89 to 604 and encodes 171 amino acids. Gene Ontology annotation, molecular function: proton-transporting ATP synthase activity, rotational mechanism. Lineage: Eukaryota; Fungi; Ascomycota; Dothideomycetes; Venturiales; Sympoventuriaceae.
CCGGAAAGCGCAAAAGCUCCUCCAGAACCAACAACCUCACUCUUCCCUAUCUCCAGCCAUUGACACCCCCCCAUCAUCUCCGCACAUCAUGAACAGCCUCCGCGUCGCCAGGCACGCCGUCCGCGCGGCGCCCAGGACCCUCAGAGCCCCCGUGGCGGCACGUUUCACACAGCAGAGGAGAGGGUACGCCGACGUUGCGACCGACAAGAUCAAGCUCAGUCUGGCGCUGCCGCAUCAGAGCAUCUACAAGAGCACCGAUGUUGUCCAGGUGAACAUCCCCGCUGAAUCCGGCGACAUGGGCGUCCUCGCCAACCACGUCCCCGCAAUCGAACAGCUCAAGCCUGGCCUUGUCGAGAUCAUCGAGGAGUCCGGCAACAGCAAACAGUUCUUCCUGUCUGGUGGCUUCGCCGUCGUUCAGCCCGGCUCCGUACUCAGCAUCAAUGCUGUUGAGGGUUUCCCUCUCGAGGACUUCAGCGCCGAGGCUGUGAGGAACCAACUUGCCGAGGAACAAAAAAUUGCUUCGGGCGGUGGAAGUGAGCAGGACAUCGCGGAGGCCAAGAUUGCGAUUGAGGUGCUCGAAAGCUUGCAGGCGGCUCUGAAGUAAAACUCUUCUGUAUCGCAAAAAAUCACUGAUCUAGACGAAUGAGGAUCAUGUGUGUAUAAAAGUCGCUUCAAGUGGUAUGAAGGGAGAGGAGUAGUAGAGCGGAGAUAUGUACAAUAUCUAGACAAGCGAAGAAAAAGGUUAUCGAAGCUCGGCGAGGACGAAAGAUGAGAAAGUGAGAAAUGUGGAAUAUCUCAUUUGUGUGAUUGUUGUUCCUGUUGUGAUGAGAAUGUUUGCAUGGCGCUCUUGGUCUAGUCUUUCCGCUUAUCGCUCCAUUUAUCCCCACCUUGCCUUGUCAUGAUA